CUAUUUAACAUGUCCAUUUUUUCGUUUAGUUUAUUUUGCAUGAGACCCGACUUUUCUGUGGAAGCAGAAUCCUAGACAAUUAUUAGUUACUUCUCAGAAAAUAAUCUGGCAGAAGAAAAAGUGGCAUGAGGAGUCAGGAGUGAUGAGGAACAGUCACCAUUUGUCUCUUGCUGUUAUCCCAUUCCUUCCUAAAUAAAGUCAGACUAGCCCCGAUUCCUUUGAAGCUUGGUAUACACUCAAGUUAAGGGACAUAGACUUAAUUAUUCUGCGUCAGUUUUUCUGUGUCAUCCACUGGUUCCUAAAAAGACCAACUUAGGGAACCAUUUGUCUACUUGUGAUUCAACCUAAGUUGUCUAUGAAAUGCUGAUUUGAAACUGCUACCAAUUAGUGUAUCUCCAAAGGCUGCUCCUGUACGUGCCAGCCAUCUGGCCAUACAGGGCGGCACCCACUUUGUGCCUUCAAAACCAGAGUUCAUUCUUCCUGAAUGAAGAGCAACUUAGAGCAGUUGUAAUAUGACCCUUUUUGAGUCAAGAAAAUGCUACCAGCGCAUGAUACUAGAACUGAAAGGAAGUUGCCUUCCUCGCACAGCUGUUGACACAAGUGUCAUGGAUAAUUUGCAUGCCCAAUUCUUUGUACAUUGGGUAGAGAAGAGCUUUGUCUAGCUUUGCUCUUCUGACUCACUGAAAGGGCUUGGGCUUCCUCUGAAGGUGGCCAGUGUUCUGUGGUAGCCACCAUGUGCCAUGUCUUCAAGGCAGCACUUACAGCCCGGGUUUCUGUGUUCUUUUACAGUCAUCCCAGUUGUCUAUUUUGUUCUCUAGUCAACGUUAGUGGUCUCUAUGGAUGCCAAGGUUCUCAGGCUUUCACAGGGCUUCCAUGCUAGCAGGAUUGUUACCUGCCUAAUGUCUUCAACAAGUCACUGUUUUAUAACUUUAAAAAUCAAAAAUAGUUUUCUUUUUAGAGUGGGAUGAUGAACCAGAAUAGUUUUAAAAAAGAGGAUUUUCCAAAUGGCAAAAUGACCUUAGUCUUUUCCAAAUAAUUGAAAAUUGAGCAUCUGAAAUCUUGAAAGGAAAGCAUAUUUUUGGGUUUUAAUGAUAGUUCAUUCUUUUAUCAGAUGGUUGAGUGUCACUCUGUGCAAGGCUCUGAGGAUUCAAAGGUCUUCGGGAGUAUCUAAGCCUUGGGACAGUAACACAGUCUGUGCAAACCCCUGCUCCUUGAUCCCCACACCUGACAAAGAAGAGGAUGAGCCGGUGUACCCGAAUUCUGCAUGCAAGCCUCAGAGUUUCACACCAUCCAGAGCUUCACCUCUGCCUGUCCUGAACUGGGCAAAUAGAGAGGAAGUGUGGAAAAUCAUGUUAAACAAGGAAAAGACAUACUUAAGGGAUCAGCACUUUAUGCAGCGACACCCUCUUCUGCAGCCUAGAAUGCGAGCAAUUCUUCUGGAUUGGUUAAUGGAGGUGUGUGAAGUCUACAAACUCCACAGGGAGACGUUCUACUUGGCACAGGAUUUCUUUGAUCGGUACAUGGCAACGCAAGAAAAUGUUGUGAAAACACUUCUACAGCUUAUUGGGAUUUCAUCUUUAUUUAUUGCAGCCAAACUUGAGGAAAUCUAUCCUCCAAAGUUGCACCAGUUUGCUUAUGUUACAGAUGGAGCUUGUUCCGGAGACGAAAUUCUUACCAUGGAGUUAAUGAUUAUGAAGGCUCUUAAGUGGCGUUUAAGUCCCCUGACCAUCGUGUCCUGGUUGAACGUGUACAUGCAGGUUGCGUAUCUGAAUGACGUGUACGAAGUGCUGCUGCCGCAGUAUCCCCAGCAAAUCUUCAUACAGAUCGCAGAGCUUUUGGAUCUCUGCGUCCUGGACAUCGACUGCUUAGAAUUUUCUUACGGUGUACUUGCUGCUUCCGCCUUGUAUCAUUUCUCUUCGUCUGAAUUGAUGCAAAAGGUUUCAGGGUACCAGUGGUGCGACAUAGAGAGCUGCGCCAAGUGGAUGGUCCCGUUCGCCAUGGUCAUAAGGGAGACGGGGAGCUCGAAGCUGAAGCACUUCAGGGGGAUUCCUGCCGAUGACGCCCACAACAUACAGACCCACAGGGACAGCUUGGACUUGCUGGACAAAGCCCAAGGAAAGAAAGCCAUAUUGUCUGAACAGAAUCGGAUUUCUCCUCUCCCCACCGGGGUCCUCACCCCACCACCGAGCAGUGAGAAGCAGAGCGGUGGGCAGGGGACAGCAUGACACACCAACAUCCUCCACCAAAGACAGUCAUGCGCAAGUGCCUGCUCUGAGCUCUCUGUCUACUGCGGCGGAGCCUGCAUCAGCUUUUACAGACACAUGCAAGGGAAGAGGCAUCUCUUCCACGACAGAAGUAUUUCUGCAGAUGGCAUUGGACAGGGAGAAGUGUUUUUACUGAAUGCUUAGAUUUUUUAACAAGGGGGUCAAGUACACCAGCCACCUCAGAACACCAGUGAGUGCUCCAGAUGCUGCUACGGAGGGUGAUACUUGACUUGACUGACUGUUGGUGCAGACAACAAAGGCUUGAAGUGGAGAGCGCCGCGCUGCUUCCUCAGGUGUGCCGGCUGGCGUGGUGCUAAGCGGAGCAGGUGGCUGUGAGCGGGCACCGCGCGGAGCCCACAGUGCCGGGCGGGGCCUGCCCUCUCCACACUGUCCGUUGACACGUACAAUGCCUUUCAUGAACUCUUGUAAGUGCUGCUAUGUCUAUCCGUUUUUUAAUAAAGAUAAUACUGUCUUUGAGACAGCUGGUUUUA
Lemur catta (Ring-tailed lemur) is the source of this 2755-nucleotide messenger RNA. RefSeq names its product cyclin E1 (gene CCNE1). Gene Ontology annotation, cellular component: nucleus; cyclin E1-CDK2 complex; centrosome. The transcript is spliced from 9 exons. The record is from RefSeq and is a predicted model, not a curated record. Lineage: Eukaryota; Metazoa; Chordata; Mammalia; Primates; Lemuridae. Gene Ontology annotation, molecular function: cyclin-dependent protein serine/threonine kinase regulator activity. The coding region runs from base 1089 to 2225 and encodes 378 amino acids. Gene Ontology annotation, biological process: regulation of cyclin-dependent protein serine/threonine kinase activity; G1/S transition of mitotic cell cycle.